Messenger RNA from Choloepus didactylus (southern two-toed sloth), 1221 nucleotides. It is a transcript of the gene RXFP4, whose product is annotated as relaxin family peptide/INSL5 receptor 4. Gene Ontology annotation, biological process: G protein-coupled receptor signaling pathway; immune response. Gene Ontology annotation, molecular function: G protein-coupled receptor activity. Gene Ontology annotation, cellular component: membrane. Lineage: Eukaryota; Metazoa; Chordata; Mammalia; Pilosa; Megalonychidae. The transcript has a single exon. Bases 88 to 1221 code for a protein of 377 amino acids. The record is from RefSeq and is a predicted model, not a curated record.
AGGCCCUAAGAGAGGCACUCAGUCUCCAGGGCUGGCAGGCAUCCGCUGGCCCCUCUGCUGGGCACCACCGACCUCUGAUGCCCCGCAAUGCCCACACCCCAUGUCUCUGCCCCCCUGCCCACGCCCUUUUGGGGCAACACCUCUGGGGGCAGCGUGCUGAGUGCUGAUGAUGCCGCCAUGCCUGUUGACUCCCUAGCCCUGAGGGUGGUGGUUGCCCUGGCCUAUGGGCUAGUGGGGGCCAUCGGCUUGCUGGGAAAUUUGGCUGUGCUGUGGGUGCUGGGACACUGUGCUCGGCGAGCCCCCCGCCGGCCUUCCGACACCUUCGUCUUCAACCUGGCUCUGGCGGACCUGGGGCUGGCAUUCACUCUCCCCUUCUGGGCGGCCGAGUCAGCGCUGGACUUCCACUGGCCCUUCGGGGGUGCCCUCUGCAAGAUGGUCCUGACAGCCACUGUCCUCAACGUCUACGCCAGCAUCUUCCUCAUCACAGCGCUGAGCGUUGCCCGCUACUGGGUGGUGGCCAUGGCCACAGGGCCAGCCACCCACCUCUCGCUCUUCUGGGCCCGCGUGGCCACCCUGGCAGUCUGGGGAGUGGCUGCCCUGGCAACGCUGCCCACGGCUGUCUUUGGGGCCGAGGGUGAGAUGUGGGGCGUGCAUCUGUGCUUGCUGCGCUUCCCCAGCAGGUACUGGCUGGGGGCCUACCACCUGCAGAGGGUGGUGCUGGCCUUUAUCGUGCCCCUGGGCAUCAUCACCACCAGCUACCUGCUCCUGCUGGCCUUCCUGCGGCGGCGACGGCGGCAACGGCGGCGACGGCGGCAUGGCCAGGCUGUGGCCCGCUCCAUCCACAUUCUGGUGGCCUCCUUCUUCCUCUGCUGGUUCCCCAACCACGUGGUCACUCUGUGGGGCGUCUUGGUGAAGUUUGACCUGGUGCCCUGGGACAGCACUUUCUACACCCUCCACACCUACGUCUUCCCUGUUGCCACCUGCCUGGCACACAGCAACAGCUGCCUCAACCCCGUGCUGUACUAUCUUCUCCGGCAGGAGCCCCGGCAGGCCCUGCUGGACACUUUCAGGGAUCUGCGAGCGAGACUGCAGCCCCAGGGCCAGGACAGGGUGGAGCAGGUGGCCCUAAAGGAGGUAGGCAGGUGGUGGGUGACAAGCACCCCCCAGGAGAGUGGGCCUUCCACCAUGCUCACCAACCUGGACAAGGGGACACCUGGGUGA